This is a messenger RNA of Cynoglossus semilaevis (tongue sole), 3419 nucleotides long. RefSeq lists its product as uncharacterized. Lineage: Eukaryota; Metazoa; Chordata; Actinopteri; Pleuronectiformes; Cynoglossidae. The transcript has 5 exons. The record is from RefSeq and is a predicted model, not a curated record. The coding region runs from base 208 to 2232 and encodes 674 amino acids.
UGCACCUUUCAGCUUUUUCUCCACCAUUAAACUCAUCAGAAGAAUAGUAAAAAGAAAAAUACGGAAGUUCUGCCAGGAAAGAGCUGAGCAAACGUUGUACGGAUUUUAUUUCCUGUCCUGUCCAACAUUUGUUUAUACAAUUACAACUAUUCAGCCCUGUUACAAACUACGAAAUCUCAAGGAUCCUACACCCCCUGCCAUCCCAUCAUGCCUCUGUUCAGGGUCUCAGGUGGACGUGGUGCAGAGAAAUCAGGAAGGCAAAAGAUAAAGAAAAUGAAGUGGAGAGAUGGCAGCAGGAGAACAGAUGAUGAAGGCUCUGUCCAGUCCCUAACACGGCUCUGUCUACUCAGCCUGGUUGACAACAUGAAGGAAGUAUGGGUGAAAGACUAUGCUGAAAAGUACCUGGAUCAGUAUUUUUUUAGGCAUAUCAUGGGCCCUUUCAACUCACUGCCAGGGGACCUGGUAGAGGAGCUCAUUUUUCUACUGUGCAGCAGAAAAAAGUUAUCUCGAGCAGGCCUUCACCUUCUGCUGGUGCCACAACUCAAAAGUCUGUUGCUGGACAAGUGUCCUGGACUGCUCACCUCUUCACUUUGUGUCCACAUUGCUGCACGUUGCCAGGGUCUUUGGAAUCUGGAUCUAUCUGGUGCUCAACAACUCCCCUCCAAAGUGCUAUCCAAAACUCUCUGCUCAGUUCCUGCCCUCCGCUCACUCUCUCUGGCUGGUACACCUUGUGAUGAAUGUGUUAUCAGGACCAUUUUCCUCCACUGCCGUUUGCUGCGACACCUGGAUGUGUCUCGUUGUCAUUUCCUUGCUCCUGCUGCACUACUGUCCCUUGUCGGUAGGGCUCUCUGCUCGUCCUCUGCUUGUCCUUCAAGUACCCUUUUUUGCAGUACCUCUGCAACUGAACCUUCAACUUCCUCUUGCACGUUGGAACACUCCAGUCCAACCACUUCUGAAUCUCUGCCUCCCCUCCCCCUCAGCAGGAUACUGGCUUUGGAUAUUGGUUUUGGUGAAGAAGAGGAAGACUCUGUGACAGUAGCAGCUUAUCUCCUCCUUAGUCUGCCUAGCUUGAAAGAACUGGCUAUCGAGGGCCUGGCACAGGCGUGUAGCCUCAUUGAACACCGAGAUUUUAGCAAAACAGUAGAGUUUACUGAGAGGGAGAAAUUUCCAAGGUUGAUAGAGGUGUGGAGGAAAGAAAAGCACAGGCAAGACUCGGAGAGAAUGACGGAGAGGCAUGAAAGAGCAGUAGCAGAAGAUGAGGAACAUAAAGAUGAGGAAGAGGAAGAGAUUAUGUGGGAGGAAUAUUCUCAGGAGAAUGACAGGGAUGAAAAUAGAGAGGAGAGGCCAAGUUGUUCUCUGAUCCAAGCACAGGGUGAAGUUUCCUCAAGUUUUAGUGAUGAAUGUCUUGUUCUUCACCUGAAAGAUGUCAAGGGUAUAACAUGUGACUUUCUGGAUAGUUUAUGCCACCUGUGUCCAGACAUUUACAACAUAUCUGUAAACAUUGUUGAUCCUGAGGAUACUAGCAGAAGAAGCCAGUGUUCUGUGCUAGCUGCAGGUUUGCAAACUUGGUCAGGUCAGCUGCAGAGCCUCUCUUUACUUUACCCAGGCCUGCUGGAUGAUCUGCUUCCUGCUUUGCAUGUGACAGGCUCUUCAUUACUGUCUCUCUCUCUGGAGGGAGUGAAAAACAUUAACAUUGCUCUCCUUGAGGUCAUGCACGCCUGCCCCAAACUCCACGAACUACUUAUUUUUGCUGAAUCUCCUACUAUUCCACAAACAAAUGUGAUGGAACAGCAAGAUGAUAAUCCACAGCUGCCCAAUCUACGCACUCUCACAAUCAAUUUCUCCCACAAUCCCAUUCAAAAGAGGCCUGACUUUUUGUGGAGAUCCUUUGCAAAUGCUCUCUGUUGUCUUCUAAUGGGUUCUCCUUUACUCGAGAAGGUCUCGCUGGUCUCUCUGCCAUGCCCUUUGGAUCGCAUUUUAAACUAUGUGCUGCAAGAAGGAUUUUUUAACAUUUUUCCAGUUGUGAAUUUUCAGGGUCUUUCUAACUCACACCUUAAACGGUUGCAGCACAUCAACCUGACAAGAACAGAUGUAAUGAUGGGAACAGUGAAUAAUCUAAUGCGAAACUGCAAGAGACUUAAGUUUGUUAACUUGAGUCACUGUUGGGAAAUCUGCCAGUCUGAUUUGCAGUACUGCACUAAAUUCAGAAAUGUUGAGGUCGUCUACGUGUAGUUUAAAGUAGAAAUAGCACUCAAACAGCAGGUAAACAACAAAGCUGAUAUUGCAAAAGUUCUAUUUGUUUUUAUCAAAAUCCUAAAAAGUAUUUUACUUUUAUUGCAACUUACGUAUUCAGACACUGCUUCAGGUUAUAUUCUUAACUUCCUACAGGUACUAGGAAGAAAUGCAAUAUUUUUAUGUACUUAAAUGACUAAAAUGUUUUGUAUUGCUUUCUAGUCUAAAGUAUGUAUAUUGUUCGAUGGGAAGACCGACUCUUUUUACUGAAUCGGAUCCUUGACUCUCGAACAGUAAAGUGAACAAAUCUUGAACGAAUCAUUUCAUUCGUUUUACAGCAGGUGGCGCUUUAGCCCCAUUGCGGGCGUUGUAAAGAAGGAUGCGGUUUUCCGACACUAAAUACUGAAGGCAACAUGGUUUGCUUCCGCUGACAAAGUCUACAAAGUACACAAAAUCCCAUAAGCAAUUACAACCAUGUGAAAACCUUCGAAAAAGAUUCGUUCAUAUUGAAAGAUUAGUUCACAGCGAAAGAUUAGUUCACAGGGAUUGAUUCGUUCACGGAGAAAGAUUAGUUCACAGAGAGUGAUUCCUUCACAGCGAAAGAUAAAUUCACAGGGAUUGAUUCGUUCAUAGUGAAAGAUUAGUCCACAGAGUGAUUCAUUCAGAGCGAAAGAUUAGUUCACAGGGAGUGAUUCGUUCGUAGUGGAAUAUUAGUUCACAGUUUUAAAAGUUCUGUGAGGCAACUGGACGUGAAUUUUCUAAAAAGAAAAAAAAGACGUUUCACCUCUAAUCCAAGAGGCUUCUUCAGUUCUAACCGGUGGGGGGAGUACACCUGUACUGCCCACCACCGGUUAGAACUGAAGAAGCUGUAGAUUAGUUCACAGUGAAAGAUUAGUUCGCAGUGAGUGAUUCCGAAUCUGCAAACUAAUCAGUCAUUGCAAACGAGUGAUUAGUUCGCAGUGAAAGAUUAGUUCGCAGAGAGUGAUUUGUGAGUUCAAUAUAAACAAAUCUUUCAUAUGACUCGGGAGUCACGAGCCACGAAUCUUUCAUGUGACUCGGGAAUCACGAGUCAUAUGAACGAAUCGCUCGCGAACGACACAUGACUACACCGCAGUGCUCUGAGCAUGGCACGGUCCCCAUUCACUGCUCCCCGGGCGCUCAAAAAGCUGCCUACUGUUAACUUUGGU